GGUAAUUAAUCUCGACGCUUCUCUCUCUGCAACUACUCCUGGAGAGCAUCUCUCUCUAGAAUAUUGAGUAUUGCUGACUUGAGCGUCGGAGUGUUUUCCCCGAGGAAACAACCUCGGGAUUUUCAAGUGUGGAAGCAGCUAAGGACUUCAACAGUGUUGGAUUGUGAAGCUGCCCAAACAUUUGGCGCCGUCUGUGGGAACCGAACAAGAAGUCGUGUGACUUAACCUGCUGAAAGACAACAUGGUCCGUACUUUUACAGGAGGUCGCCCUCCAAGAGAUGGGAUGGACGAACAGGAGGACGCCCAAGCAUCUGAGCCCGGCUUAAAUGAUUUUAGACCAAUGCCCAGAAACCUUUUUGUGGGGGGUGCAGAACAGGGUCACCUAAGCGAAACAAAUGAUGAUGAAAGAACACCAACUGGGUAUGCAACCCAGCCUGAACAGUUCCAAGUUCCAACAGGAACAAGACAAAGACCUUCUAGACCGUACAAUUCACAACGUGAACGACCUGAAAGGUCAACAGAACCUGCUCGGACAACCGAGCUCGAAGAGAGAACCAGAGUUCUCGAAAUGGCAAUGGGAAAAAUCCUUACCCGUCUGAUUCCUGAUGACCCCCUGAUUCCUUUGUUGAACAGGGAUGCACAACCAACUGCGGUUGUUGCAACUCGAAAUUCCCCCGCUCUCAGCAACAUAGUAGUGCCGACCAGGCCAAGGGGAAGUGGGAAGUUGAAUAUCGAUCCCAGCUCGUCCAAACAUAGUGAAGAACUGAUGAGAAAGAACGCAGAUCUUGAAAGACAGCUGCGGGACGUACAAAAGUCUAUUGACGAGCUGAAAAGUCCCAGAUCGCAUCAACAGACUUUGGAUUUGGACAGUGCACCACUAAAUUUAUCCAUUACGGCAGAGCCGUAUCAAGAGGGAUUCAAAAUUCCCCACCUGGAGACAUAUGAUGGCACGGGCGACCCUGAUGAACAUCUGCACACCUAUCAAGCCAUCAUGAGAAUCCAAAACGCUAAUGACGCCAUGAUGUGCAAAGUGUUCCCAGCAACACUCAAGUCAACAGCCAGGAGAUGGUAUCACAAACUCCCCAGACAUUCAAUAGAUUCGUUUUCCCAGCUCGCCAAGCUGUUUUCUAACAAAUUUGCGAGCCAAAAGGAGAUCAAGCGCACAGCAACUGAGCUGAUGCAAGUUAACCAGAAGGAAGAGGAGUCUUUGAGGGACUACAUGCAGCGGUUUAACAAAGCCACCUUGGACAUUGAUAAUGUCCCAGACACGAUUUGCCUGUCCGCCCUGUUGCAUGGGUUGAAGCGUGGCCGGUUCCUAGACGACCUGCUUGAAAACCCACCGAAGACGUGGAACGAGGUGAAUGACAGGUCGGCCAGCUUCAUACUGUCGGAGGACUUUCAGUCGUCCAAGCGACGAGCUGAUGAUAAGCCGAGCAGAGGUCAGGAACAACAACCGCGAAGAGAAGAGAAGAAGAAGCAGAAGGUCAGUGAGCAAUGGGGGAAGCUAGGUGAGUUCCCGAAAUAUGCCAGUUACAUUCCUUUAACCUUACCUAGGUCUCAAAUCCUGGCACAAAUUCAGCACUGGGUUAGGAGACCUCCACCCCCGCUACAUGACUCCCCGAGGGCAGAUAAGAGCAAGCAUUGUGACUACCACCGUGUAUAUGGUCACAAUACAGAGGACUGCCAACACUUGAAGGACGAGUUAGAGUUUUUGGCUCGUAACGGGAAGCUAGAAGGGUAUGUUCAGAACCCUCACACCCAGCAACCCACUCAAACCCAUUUUGUACAGGCGUACGACCGACCUCAAGGACAGAGAGCAUACCGAGGACGUCCUUUCAACAAGAGAGGACAGGGACCGAGAACUACCGCCCCGAAUCAAAAAGACAGGAAAGGGGUAGGUUAUGCUGGGAUACCCCCACCUUCUGGUACCAUAAACAUGAUAUCGGGUGGUGUUCACUCUGGGGGCCAAAGCGCCCGAGCCCGCAAGGCAUACGCCAGGCAGGUGAUGACCGUUAACAAGAACAGGCCUCUGAAGCGACCAUUCGAGGAGGCGGAGUGGGAAAACACACCCAUUACAUUUAGCCCAACAGAUUACAAACGAGCAGAUGGAGAGCCUGACAUCAUGAUGCCGCAUGCAGAUCCUUUCGUGGCAACGGUUCAUAUAGGCAACCAUAAUGUCAAUAAGGUCUUCAUUGAUACGGGUAGCUCGCCAGACAUCCUGUACUGGACUUACUUCCAGAAAAUGCAGCUAAAUCCAAGCUCGCUGCAAAAGCACGAAGGACCUAUAUAUGGGUUUGACAAUCAGCUCGUGCCGGUUGAAGGAGUAGUUACCCUUCCCAUCUAUGUGGGCUCGGAACCAAGGUUCAGGAUGGCUUCUGUCACUUUCCUGGUCGUCAAGAUGGAGUCAGCUUUCAACGCUAUACUGGGAAGAGCCACUCUUUGCGAGCUGAAGGCUGUCAUAUCACAACCCCAUCUUUGCAUGAAAUUCCCAACUCCUCAGGGGCAUAGACCCGAGGGAGUCGAGCAGAAAGCAGAGCCGGUAGAGCCAGUAGAAAUCGUUCCUUUCAACCCUGAUGCGCCGGAAAGAACAGUAAAGAUCGGCACCAAGCUCACAGAAGAAGAACGAACAGAGCUUCUGGAGUUUUUGAGGGUUAAUCAAGAUGUGUUCGCGUGGACUACUGAUGAAAUGCCUGGCAUCCCAGUGGAGCUGACAGUCCACAAACUCAGCACGGAUCCCACCAGAAGGCCGGUGGUACAGAAACGUCGCCUUUUCGGCCCAGAAAAGCAAGCUGCCAUAGACGAGGAGAUACAAAAGUUGCUACGGGCAGGCUUCAUCAGGAGAGUGGAGUACUCUGAAUGGGUGUCCAACCCUGUGCUCAUCAAAAAACCAAAUGGCAAGUGGAGGAUGUGUAUUGACUUCACCAACCUCAAUGAUGCAUGCCCAAAAGACCCUCAUCCCUUGCCAAAUGUCGAGAAGUUAGUAAAGCGGGCAGCAGGACACGAACGGAUGAGCUUCCUUGAUGCCAGUUCGGGUUAUCAUCAGGUCCAGCUGUUGCUAGACGACCAGGAGAAAACAGCUUUUUACGCUGGUGAUGCAAUCUACUGCUAUGUCAUGAUGCCGUUUGGCCUCAAAAAUGCUGGAGCAACAUACCAGAAGUUGGAUCACAUAGGCGACCUGGAUGAAACUUUUCAAAACUUGCGCCGAGCACAAAUGAAGCUGAAUCCCUUGAAGUGCACAUUUGAUGUGGAAUCCGGGAAAUUCCUAGGGUGCGUGGUAUCCAAGAAAGGAAUUGAAGUAAAUCCAGAGAAGGUGCAGGCCGUUCAGCAGAUGGAACCCCCCAAGACAGUAAAAGAUGUACAGCGUCUGACAGGUCGGGUGGCUGCGUUGCACAGGUUCAUAGCCAGAUCGGCAGAAAGGUGCCUUCCGUUCUUCAAAGCUCUCCGGGAGCCUAAAAACUUUCAGUGGACUGAGGAGUGUCAAAAGGCGUUUGACGAGCUUAAACAGUAUUUGGCAUCUGCACCCCUACUGUUUAAGCCUGUGGAAGGGGAGAGUUUAUACCUAUACAUGGGGGUUACAGGAGAGGCAGUGAGCUCGGUUUUGCUCAGGGAAGAGAAUAAGAAUCAGAAGCCUAUCUGCUACGUGAGCAAGGUUUUACAAGGUGCAGAGCAGAACUACCCAUUAGCAGAAAAGGUUGCAUUUGCCCUGGUAUACACAGCUCGUAAGUUGAGAGCUUAUUUCCAAUCACAUCAGAUUGUUGUCUAUACCGAUUUGCCAUUGAGAAAAAUACUGCAGAAACCUGAACUCUCUGGUCGACUUAUUGGGUGGAGCGUCGAGCUGACAACUAAGAAAGAAAAAGCACCUGAGCACCCAGUCUGGGUUUUGUAUGUUGAUGGUGCCGCUAGCGUUGAAGGGUCGGGUGCUGGGGCUGUGUUAGUGGGCCCAGAUGGCUUUAAGUCGGAGCACGCACUGAGGUUUAAGUUUCAGACGACUAAUAAUGCUGCAGAAUAUGAAGCCCUCAUUUAUGGAUUAAAGCUGGCGUCCGAGCUGAAAGUACAAAGCAUUCAAGUCUUUAGCGACUCUCAGCUCGUCGUGGGCCAGGUGAAUGGCAACUGUGAAGUCAGGGAUCCCCAGCUCGAUCGUUAUGCCUCUAUGGUCAGUAGAUUGACGUCAAUGUUUGUCUCUUUCCAAAUUGAUAAAAUCCCGAGAGCAGAUAACCGUCGAGCCGACGAGCUGUCCAAAUUGGCCUCCUCGCAGGACCUUAACCCUCAGAGGUCGACAAUCGUCGAGGUGCUUGAUGCCCCAAGCUACACCGUUCUCGCAGCCGAGUGCCAACUGUUGAGUACAGACCCCUCUGCACCAAGUUGGACCACCCCGCUAAUAAGUUAUUUACAAAAUGGCGUGCUACCCGAAGAUCAGUGCGUUGCAAAGCUGGUCAGACGCAGGGCGGCACAUUUCACUUUAAUAGAUAAUCAACUCUACAAGCGGGCAGCCUCUAUGCCCCUAUUACGCUGUCUCACUCCUUAUGAAGCUGAAUAUGCUGUGAGAGAAAUUCAUGAGGGAGUAUGUGGCACGCACGUUGGAGGUAAAACCUUAGCUCGGAAGCUCCUGAGGCAUGGGUAUUACUGGCCAACUAUGGUUGAGGACGCACAGAACUAUGUCAAAAAAUGCCCGACCUGCCAGUUCAAUGCUGAUGACAUUCACAUGCCAGGGGAAAUGCUCUCAUCACUCUCAUCUCCCUGGCCUUUUGCCCAAUGGGGAGUCGACCUGCUCGGACCUUUUGUGAAAGGAAAAGGAGGCUGCACGUACCUCGUUGUUGCAGUAGAUUACUUCACAAAAUGGAUAGAAGCCAAACCCCUAUCCACGACGACAGAAAAGAAAAUAGAGGAAUUCCUAUUCAAUGCAAUAUUAUGCAGGUUUGGCAUACCUAAACGGAUCGUCGCUGAUAAUGGCCCGCAGUUUCGAGCCGCCGCGCUGAGGUCGUUCUGCAAUGACUAUGGUAUUGAACUCUCCUUAACGUCUGUAUAUACUCCUCAGUCAAACGGACAGGCCGAGUCCGCCAACAAGAUCGUCUUGCGGGGCCUCAAGACGCGUGUUUUAGUCGCGCGUUCUAAUUGGGUUGACGAGCUCAAUAAAGUGCUGUGGUCUUGUCGCACCACGCCCAGCUCGGCCACAGGGGAAACCCCAUUUAGCCUUGCUUAUGAAGCCGAGGCCGUCAUCCCGGUGGAGAUCGGACUGCCCUCUGAGAGAGCAGGUCGGCAUGACGAGGGUAACAAUGAGCAGCUGUUGAGAGAGAACUUAGACCUUGUGGAGGAGGUCAGGGAGAUGUUUCGAAUGCGAAACAUAGCGCAUCAGAGUCGUGUGGCAAAAUUUUAUAAUAAGAGAGUUCGAGCUCGACAGUUUCAGGUCGGCGAUCUGGUUUUGCGCAAAGCUGGAUUAACUAAUACUUAUUCGCAUAUGGGCAAGCUCGCUCCUAAUUGGGAAGGACCCUAUAUGGUUAUCAAUAUUAAGCGACCUGGGUGUUAUCAACUAGCAGAUUUACAAGGUCGUCCGUUGUCAUUCAUCUGGAACAUACACAACCUUAGGAAGUUUUAUAGUUAAUGCAUUGGUGUUUCUGUCUUAAUUCAAACUAUCCACAAUCAGAUGUAAAGAGCAAUGUAUGGAAAAAUACACAACAAUAAAUAUAGAAAUUCUGA
This is a messenger RNA of Rubroshorea leprosula, 5694 nucleotides long. NCBI's taxonomy places the organism in Eukaryota, Viridiplantae, Streptophyta, Magnoliopsida, Malvales, Dipterocarpaceae. The record is from the annotation of a GenBank genome assembly.